AAUAAAGUCAAGUAGUGGGGAUAGCAGUGUUUUGUUUUGAUUUGAUUCCGAAGUGAUAGAAUUUUGCACUGAUACGCAUUACAUUUAUCUCGCGAAAAAAAAGGAAAAAUUGCGUUUACCUUGACGAAGUAAAAAAAACAAAUAUGGAUGUUGAUAAUGAUCCGAUCGAUCAAAAUUUACUCCUGCAAUUCACCUGCUUGGGUACAACGGACAGAGAUGAUUUGGUUAAACAGUUCAAAGAACUCAUCGACAAUAGAAUCGACGAUACUACGGCGAGUUUCUUUCUCGAAAUGAAUAAUUGGAAUUUACAAAAUGCAAUAUGCUCGUUUUUCGAUUACGAGACACCUCGCAAACUACCUUCGAUGAAACUAGAAGAAAGCAAAUUACUUAGUUCGAAUUUUAAUAUGCCUCCUAAUACCAGGUUUACCAUGAGUUGGACAGUUCGAAAUAACGGCGACGAAUGUUGGCCUCAUGGUUGUUCCCUUCAGUUUAUAGGAGGAGAUCAUCCUUGUAGCGUUAAAGCAAUGCCUGUCCGUGUACUUCCUCCUGGUUUGAGUACGACUAUAGUGAUAGAUUUUGUCGGUCCAGCCGAGCCUGGCUUUUAUCAAAGUAAAUGGAGAAUGACUACACCAUUUGGUGCUUUCUUCGGUGAUGUCCUUUGGGUCGUUUUUCAAGUUAGUGCUAAACUUAACGAUAGUGAAGAAAUUAGCCUUUCGGAAGAACUGGCCUCACGUAUGGCUUUAAUCGAUAAUAAUGAGAAUACGGUUCAAGAUGAAAUCAGCUGUAGGACGAAUAAUUUGAAUUUGAAUUCGAAUCAGUUUUACGGGCCAGUUCCGGAGUUUACACCUGCUUCUGAGCAACGUACGAUGGAACGCGAAGACGAAGAAUUUUCUUGAUAGCAACGUUCCGAACGCCAUUUUAUUGUGAUACCGAUACUGUUCGUUGUUUUUACCCCAUCACUUGUUAACCAUCCAAGAACUUGGUAACCGAUAACCAGUUCAUUCCGUUUGAUACUCAUCGAAUCAAAAUUCCAUCAUUCUUGGAAAAAAUACAAAUCGUUUCACGAGAAGCGACGGUUCUUCUUUCUUUUUAUAUUACUUACGCGUUUUAAUCUUCUUUUUAAUGGUAUAUGAGGAUUUUGCAUACUCCGAGUUGAAUUGUAUAAAAUUGUUUUAACCAUUUUAUCGCGUAGUGUAUUUAUUUUAUGUAUAGCGUAGAUUGUUAUUGUUCUUGUAGAAAUCUAACAUUUUCGUUUCUAAGUUAAAGUAUGUAUUUGUUUGAUUUUAAUAUAUUUUAAUCGCGUAA
Molecule: messenger RNA, 1305 nt
Organism: Planococcus citri (citrus mealybug)
Lineage: Eukaryota; Metazoa; Arthropoda; Insecta; Hemiptera; Pseudococcidae
Product: protein ILRUN
Exons: 6
Coding region: 144-896 (250 amino acids)
Molecular function (GO): protein binding
Source: RefSeq, a predicted model, not a curated record